This is a messenger RNA of Candidula unifasciata, 486 nucleotides long. The record is from the annotation of a GenBank genome assembly. NCBI's taxonomy places the organism in Eukaryota, Metazoa, Mollusca, Gastropoda, Stylommatophora, Geomitridae.
AUGCAGAGCCAGGUGACAGUUCCCGACAGUGGGAGCGUGCCGCUGGGCAAUCUGCGCGGUAAUGUCUACUCUGAUGGGGUAAUGUCUACACUAAUGGCUAUUGUCUGUAACCGUUGUGGGUAUUAUCACUGUCUACUUGUGGGUAUUGUUCACUGUCUACUUGUGGGUAUUGUUCACUGUCUACUUGUGGGUAUUGUUCACUGUCUACUUGUGGGUAUUGUUCACUGUCUACUUGUGGGUAUUGUUCACUGUCUACUUGUGGGUAUUGUUCACUGUCUACUUGUGGGUAUUGUUCACUGUCUACUUGUGGGUAUUGUUCACUGUCUACUUGUGGGUAUUGUUCACUGUCUACUUGUGGGUAUUGUUCACUGUCUACUUGUGGGUAUUGUUCACUGUCUACUUGUGGGUAUUGUUCACUGUCUACUUGUGGGUAUUGUUCACUGUCUACUUGUGGGUGUAUGCCAGAAACUUCUGCAAGUGUUCUAG